This is a messenger RNA of Solea solea (common sole), 4423 nucleotides long. It is a transcript of the gene fer, whose product is annotated as fer (fps/fes related) tyrosine kinase. Gene Ontology annotation, biological process: chemotaxis; peptidyl-tyrosine phosphorylation; cell adhesion. Lineage: Eukaryota; Metazoa; Chordata; Actinopteri; Pleuronectiformes; Soleidae. Bases 892 to 3375 code for a protein of 827 amino acids. The transcript is spliced from 21 exons. The record is from RefSeq and is a predicted model, not a curated record. Gene Ontology annotation, molecular function: ATP binding; non-membrane spanning protein tyrosine kinase activity.
UAUUUGGGAAUCUGUUGUAUUCAUUUCCGCCCUUUUGUGUUUUUGAACCAGAGGGAAGAAUUAUACUUUUUUUUUUUUUUAUUGAAUUGUGUUUGAUACCAUUGAUAAAAUUCACAUCGGAGGCAAGACAAGGGAUUCAGAGAUGAAUGAGUGACUUUCUUUGAAGGAGAAUGAGGCCGAUUCAUCAGAUAAGAUAUUCACCAGGGAGAGCGAGAGAGUGUGUGUGUACAUGUCUGUAAUAGGCUGUGAGGACAACUUUAUCAGAAUAUUUUGAGCUUGUAAGGGCAUUUUGACCUUGCAAGGACAGUUUGGCUUAACUUUAAAGGGCUUUUGGGGGGUUUAGACGUGGUUUUAAGGUUUGGGUUAGACUUGGGUUUAGGUUAAGACACAGCCCUCUGUUGAGAGUUAUGUGUAAAAGUGUCAUAACUAGGAAUGCUGUACAAGAAUGUGUGUGUGUGUGUGCAUGUGUCUUGGUAACCGGUUGGACAGAAACUUGUUUUGUCUCUGGUUCAUUCCAACACUAAGCUCCACCCACACUCUCCCAUGCUCUCAUUGGCUGUGACACACUCAGGCAGCCCCUCCCUGAUAGCUGUUAGCUGCUUAGCACUGUGCCCGGACGACAGGAGGGGACGCCGGGGUAAGCGGAGGAGAAAAACGCACAGAACAGAAGGAGAUGGUCCCGGCGGAGGACGGCAGAGACGCGCGGUGACCGGACAGCGAUCCUGCCGAAGAAAAGAACCGCUUUCCGAUGACCAUGCAAUCACUACCCGCUCGCCCUCGCCGUUAGUGUGUGUGUGUGUGUGUUAGUGUGUGCACGUGAGUUGUGGGACUGUGUGUGUGUGUGUGUGUGUGUGUGUGAGAGAGGGUGAGUGAGUGAGUGUGUGAUCCAGGAUGGGCUUUGGUCGAGAUCUCAGGAAUUCCCACGAGGGAUUACUGAAGCUGCAGGACUGGGAGUUAAAGCUGUUGGAGACUGUGAAGCGCUUCAUGACUCUGCGUGUGAAGAGCGAUAAGGAGUACGCCGCCCUGCUGCUCAGCAUGACUCAGCAAACUGAGAAGCAGGAAGCUGCUGAUUACAUCAGCACAGUCAGCAAAUCGUGGUCACAGGUGAUUCGUCAGACUGAAGCAUUGGGUCGUGUGAUGAGGAGUCACGCUGACGACCUGAACUCUGGUCCUCUGCACCGCCUCGCCACGCUGAUCCGAGACAAGCAGCAAGUGAAGAAGAGCUACCAGAGUCUUCAUCAGCAGCUGGAGAGCCACAACCACAAGGUAACUAGGAGCGAUCUGGAGAAGCUGAAGUCGACGUAUCGUCAGCUGAGCCGCGAAGCGAACAACGCCAAAGAGAAAUACAGAGAGGCUCUCACCAAAGGCAGGGAAGCGGAACGUGCACGUGAGCGUUACGACAAAGUCACAGGCAAACUUCACAACCUUCAUAACCAGUACGUGUUAGCAGUGUGCGGCGCUCGGACGCAGCAGGAAGAACACCGCCAGCAUUCAGCGCCUGAUCUGCUCGACGCCCUCCAGAGGAUGCAGGAGGACAUGACGCUCGCACUUCGGAGCAUUCUUCAGGAAUAUAGUGAGAUCAGCAGUCUUCUGACCGACGACAUUGUCAAAGUUCAUCAGGAGAUCUCGACGGCGGUUCAGCAGAUCGACCCUCUGGCUGAGUACCAACAAUUUAUCGAUGCCUACAGGUCCCCGGAGACUCCGGAGACGAGUGUGGAGUUUGACACGAGCCUGUUGGAGGAGACGGACAACCUGCCGGCCAACGACAUCCUAUGGAACACGCUGACGGCUGAAACCCUGCAGGCCAUGUCAUCGUCGGCGACGGCGGAGCUGACGUUGACGCAGCAGAAUCUGAGGACGAAGGAGGCGCUGGCCGAUGACCUCGACGCCAAGAUCCAGACGAGUCAGCAGAACGCAGAGAGGACGAGCGACUGCGUCCUUCUGCUCAGUCAGAAACUCUCUCUCCUCGAGCUCCGUCACGCUGUCCAGUCGCUGCGGUCGUCCGAGGCCCGUCUGGUCUCCCAAAAGGCUCUGUUGGACACCAAGAUGGCCACUGCUGCCACGUCCCCUCCCCCACCACCGCCGCCUCCUGCACUGCCGUAUGAGGACGACGCUCGCUCUGUUGGAUCGACUGACAAGACAAAAGAGCGAACUUCUCGCUUCGACACCCUGCGUCACUCUCUGGCAGGAAUGAUUCGCUCGCCUAAAGGAAUGCUUGGCUCCUCCUCCUCGCAGCAGUUCUUUGAUGUCAUCCCGACAUCAGAGCGCCCCCUGGCAGACCAGGAGUGGUAUCACGGCGCCAUCCCUCGCACUGAGGCUCAGGAGUUGCUACGGCAACAGGGAGAUUUCUUGGUGAGAGAGAGUCACGGUAAACCGGGCGAGUAUGUCCUGUCGGUGUUUUCUGACGAGCAGCGGCGACACUUCAUCAUCCAGUAUGCAGAUAGUCAGUAUCGUUUUGAAGGGACAGGCUUCGGUACAAUCCCUCAGCUCAUUGAGCAUCACUUCUCCAGCAAACAGGUCAUCACUAAGAAGUCUGGAGUGGUGUUGCUCAACCCUGUCGUCAAGGAUAAGAAGUGGAUCCUGAACCACGAGGAUGUGUCGCUAGGGGACCUGCUGGGAAAGGGUAACUUUGGCGAGGUGUUCAAAGGAACACUGCAGCGUGACAAAACACCAGUCGCUGUUAAAACCUGCAAAGAAGACUUACCGCCGGAGCUGAAGAUCCGCUUCCUGUCUGAGGCCAGGAUCCUGAAGCAGUACGACCACCCCAACAUUGUGAAGCUGAUUGGCGUUUGCACACAGAGACAGCCGAUCUACAUCGUCAUGGAGCUGGUUCCAGGUGGAGACUUCCUGUCGUUUCUGAGGAAGAAGAAGGACGAGUUGAAGACGAAGCAGCUCAUCCGCUUCUCCGUUGACGCCGCUGCUGGAAUGGCGUACCUGGAGAGCAAGAACUGCAUCCACAGGGACCUGGCGGCGAGGAACUGUCUGGUUGGUGAGGGCAGCGUUCUGAAGAUCAGUGACUUUGGGAUGAGUCGUCAGGAGGAUGACGGCAUUUAUUCUUCGUCUGGACUGAAACAGAUUCCCAUCAAAUGGACGGCACCGGAGGCGCUUAACUACGGUCGUUAUAGCUCAGAGAGUGACGUGUGGAGUUACGGGAUCCUGCUGUGGGAAACCUUCAGUCUGGGGGUGUGUCCUUACCCUGGAAUGACCAAUCAGCAGGCUCGAGAGCAGGUGGAAAAAGGUUACAGGAUGGCGUGCCCUCAGCGUUGCCCUGAAGAAGUGUACAAAGUGAUGCAGCGCUGCUGGCAGUACAACCCCGAGGAACGGCCCAAGUUCUCUGAGCUUCAGCGAGACCUCAGUACCAUCAAGAAGAAGUGAUGACAUCAUCAGAGAGGGGCGAAGACAAGUCACUUUUUUAAAUCAGGUGGGCGUGGUCAGCAGCUGCGUCACAGACCUGUGUUGGCAUACAACUGCACCUACGUUGUAAACAACAGUGGGCGGGAAGCAUGCCGAGGUCUACACCACCAGCUAAUCACCUGAUCAAUCAAUAACGGAGCUAAGAGCAUGAAUGUAGUGAGGUGUCCUGCUCUGAUUUACACUGAACCUUCUUAUCACGUCUCAAUCAUCACAGUAACAGACUGACACUACAGAAACCUAGAAGCUACAGCAACCUCAGUGGUUACCUCGGUAACAGUUCCCGUGAUUUCAGUGAUUAAAACCCUCUAUUUAUUGUGAAAAGAAAAACAAACCAAAAACAACUUCUUUUUUACGCCAUAAGCUAGAAGACGCCGCUGCCGGCCCCACCACUACUGUAACCAUGGCAACAGAGUGAACACUAAAAACACUACAAACUCUGCUUAUUUUUUUAUUUAUUAUGUUUUUAGUCAUUUUAUUUCUUUUUAUGCCAAAAAACAACCGGAUGUCAAUCAUCACACAGACCACGCCCACCUACCUUCCUUUUUUGUGUAGUUUCUGACUAGUUUCCAAAAUCUUGUCAGGUAAACGUAAGAACCUACAUUUUACAGUUUCUUAUUUUGAACAUUUUUAAAUUUUACAUUUAAUUGUUUUUUAAACACAUUUUUAUUUUGUUUUUUUUGUAAAAUGGCUCUACAUAUAUAUAAAUAUAUAUAUAUUAUAAAAUAAAAUCAGCACUUAUUCAAUAUAUUUGCUGGUUGCCAUGGGAACUGAAAACUCUAAAAGUAUUAGAAAGUUGCGUGUGUGAGCAUGACGGAUUGAGAGUCCCGAUUGGUCAAGAUCACUACCUGGACUGCGUGAGGAUGGAGCCUGAAUUUGAGUUAUGUCAGAGCUACUGACUGUUACUGUAAAUAAAUGAAACACUAAUCUUCUGUUUGUCUUUUAUAUUUGUUUACACUCUUUAUAAAAAUAUCGUAGCAUUUAUUACGAAAAUAAAUCAAAUGUCAAAACA